UAGGCCAGCGAGGGCACCACUUUGGCGGCCCAGCAGACGCCGCAGUCGUUCCUUUUCAUCUCGGAGGCUGGUCAGCUCUGCCUGUUGCUGCAUCUCCAGGGCUAGCACCCGUGUCUCCAGUGCACUGUGGGGUGGGCAUGCACAGGGCUGACAUGCCAUCCAGACUCAGGAGGAUCCGGAAACUUCACAGCCACGUGAACCAUGGCCACGGCUGUAUCAGCAAGCACAGGAAGCACCCAGAAGGCUGCAGUAAUCCUGGUGGCAUGCAUCACCACAGGAUCAACUUCAACAAAUAUCACCCAGGUUACUUUGGGAAAGUUGAUACGCAACAUUACCACCUAAAGAGGAAUCAGAGCUUCCGCCCAACUCUGAACCUGGAUAAACUGUGGCCCCUAGUCAGUGAGCAGACAUGGGUAAAUGCUGCCAAAAACAAGACUGGAGCUGCCGCUAUCGUUGCUGCAGCGCGGUCAGGCUACUACGAAGUUCUGGUGAAGGGAAAGCUCCCAAAGCAGCCUGCCAUUGUGAAGGCCAGAUUCUUUAGUAGAAGAGCUGAGGAGAAGAUUAAAGGUGUUGGAGAAGCCUGUGUUCUGGUUGCUUGAAACCACACAGGAAGGUUCAUUAAUGCUAUAAAUGUUAAAAAAUUUGAAGAAAUCAUGUUGAGUAAAAUAAGUCAGUAAAAUAAGGAUGAAUAUGGGACGAUCUCACUUUCAGUAUUGUUAAAUGGGAAACUGGGGAAUGUUAUGCAUGUACAAACUAUUGUAUUUACUGUUGAAUGUAAAACAUUAAUUCCCCAAUUAAAAAAAAAAGAAGUUGAAAAACAAGAUCAGAAGAGAAAACACAAGUAGAACCUGAACUGGAGUCGGUGUAUUGCACCAAAGUAAAAGACUCUGGGGUGGGUGGGUGGGGAGAUUACAGGUCCAAAAAGGAUGACAGAGGACCUAGUGGGGGUUGUAUUGUUAUAUGGAAAACUGGGAAAUGUUAUGCAUGUACAAACUAUUGUAUUUACUGUCGAAUGUAAAACAUUC
Messenger RNA from Erinaceus europaeus (western European hedgehog), 1025 nucleotides. Its product is annotated as large ribosomal subunit protein uL15-like. The transcript has 2 exons. The record is from RefSeq and is a predicted model, not a curated record. Gene Ontology annotation, molecular function: structural constituent of ribosome. Bases 138 to 599 code for a protein of 153 amino acids. Gene Ontology annotation, cellular component: cytosolic large ribosomal subunit. NCBI's taxonomy places the organism in Eukaryota, Metazoa, Chordata, Mammalia, Eulipotyphla, Erinaceidae.